AUGACGGUCUCGCCAACUGAAGAUAUCUUCCCCUCGAAAAUGGGCCCUGCAUACGUGGGCUUCGACCAUAUCCACUGGUUCGUCGGGAACCCCAAACAAUCCGCUUCAUACUGGAUCACUCGCAUGGGCUUCCGGCCCAUCGCAUACCGCGGUCCAGAGACCGGCUCCCCCUACCUCGUUAGCUACAUCGUAGCCAACGGUGGGGCUACUUUUAUUCUGACGGGGCCGGUUUGCGGUCCGCCAGAAGGUGGUCCCGAAGGUCUUCUGUGCCGUGCCUCAGAUCAGGAGCGCACUACGCUAGCUGAAAUCCAUGCACAUCUGACCGUCCACGGGGACGGAGUGAAGGAUGUCGCCUUUCGGAUUGUGGGUGAUAUCCAAGCAGUGUGGAAACGAGCUAUUGAAAACGGCGCCCGUGCUAUUGCUGAGCCGCGGACUGUUGCAGUUGACGGACAUGGGAUGCUUGUUUCGGCGACCAUUGGAACGUUCGGGGACACUGUCCACUCCUUGGUCAAUAGGGAGGAGUAUUCAGACGAUGCGCCCUUCUUGCCGGGAUAUCAAGUGAUCACUGCUGAAGAUCCAAUCGCACAACUUUUGCCGAAAGUUGACUUUCUCGAGAUUGAUCACUGCGUUGGGAAUCAGUCGUGGGGAGGGGUGGAUAGUAUCGUUCAGUACUAUGAGGAAUGUCUCGAUUUCCAUCGCUACUGGACCGUCGAUGAUAAGGACAUGUGCAGCGAAUACUCGGCAAUGCGAUCUAUUGUCAUUGCGUCACCCAAUGAAACCAUCAAAAUGCCCAUGAACGAGCCUGCCAUUGGCAAAAAGCAAUCACAGAUUGAAGAAUUCGUAAAUUAUUACCACGGUGCCGGAGUCCAACACAUUGCCUUCCGCACCAACGAUAUCGUUACCGCCGUGUCCCAACUCAAGGCUCGAGGCGUCCAAUUCCUCAAUGUUCCCGCCGCAUACUACGCUGAUCUCCGACAGCGCCUCUCACAGGUCUCGUGGGCUCUCAACGCCGACGUAGACGUGCUCGAGCGGCUGAAUAUUCUCGUGGAUUUCGAUGAACGUGGAUACCUGCUGCAGAUCUUCUCGAAGCAUGUUGGGGAUCGCCCAACGGUGUUUACGGAGGUCAUCCAGCGUAACUCAUUCAAUGGGUUCGGAGCAGGGAAUUUCAAGAGUCUUUUCGAGGCUUUCGAAAGGGAACAGGCGCUGCGCGGCAACCUUUAA
Penicillium salamii is the source of this 1221-nucleotide messenger RNA. NCBI's taxonomy places the organism in Eukaryota, Fungi, Ascomycota, Eurotiomycetes, Eurotiales, Aspergillaceae. The record is from the annotation of a GenBank genome assembly.